CCCACCUCCGACAAGAAAGAGAAGGGAAUUGUUGUUCAAUCAUCUUCCGCUCUCUUCUCUUCUCUUGGUUUCUCAAUAGCUUUAUCAUGGCUUCCUCCUCCAGAUGGAUAAGGCCUGAGGUGUUCCCCCUAUUUGCUGCAGUUGGUGUAGCUGUUGGCAUUUGCGGCAUGCAGCUUGUUAGGAACAUCACCAGCAACCCUGAAGUCAGGGUUACCAAGCAGAACAGAACUGCAGGGGUGCUAGAGAAUCAUGAAGAGGGUGAGAGAUACGCAGAACACGGACUCCGGAAAUAUGUCCGUACUGUUAGACAAGAUCAGCAUGCUAAGCUUAUUGCCGAAACUUGUGGAGUUUGACUUCGUUCAAACUCUUAUCGUUCCAGCCGUUCCUUGUUUCUAGGGCUGUUUAGUAUUUGUUCUUCUGUUGUAUUUUUGAACGUAUGGUUGUAAUCUGUUUCCUUAGUUUUCUGGUUGUAAUCCUUUCCUUGUAUCUAGGGUUUUCAAACCCAAUCUGUAAUCAUGAAACUCUUAUAAAUACAUGCAUCCCACGAUUGUUUGGGUAUG
Messenger RNA from Pyrus x bretschneideri (Chinese white pear), 560 nucleotides. RefSeq lists its product as uncharacterized. The record is from RefSeq and is a predicted model, not a curated record. The transcript has 2 exons. Lineage: Eukaryota; Viridiplantae; Streptophyta; Magnoliopsida; Rosales; Rosaceae. The coding region runs from base 87 to 353 and encodes 88 amino acids.